Molecule: messenger RNA, 1682 nt
Organism: Carlito syrichta (Philippine tarsier)
Lineage: Eukaryota; Metazoa; Chordata; Mammalia; Primates; Tarsiidae
Gene: RPP30
Product: ribonuclease P/MRP subunit p30
Exons: 10
Coding region: 12-821 (269 amino acids)
Biological process (GO): tRNA processing
Cellular component (GO): nucleolar ribonuclease P complex
Molecular function (GO): RNA binding
Source: RefSeq, a predicted model, not a curated record
CGGCUGCGUAGAUGAACACACACGACCGGCGCUGGGACUUCAGCAUGGCGGUGUUUGCAGAUUUGGACCUGCGAGCGGGCUCCGACCCGAAGGCCCUGCGCGGACUUGUGGAGAACGCCGCUCACCUUGGCUAUUCAGUUGUUGCCAUCAAUCAUAUUGUUGACUUUAAGGAAAAGAAGCAGGAAAUUGAAAAACCAGUAGCUGUUUCUGAACUCUUCACAACUCUGCCAAUUGUACAGGGAAAAUCAAGACCAAUAAAAAUUUUAACUAGAUUGACAAUUAUUGUUUCGGAUCCAUCUCACUGCAAUGUUUUGAGAGCAACUUCAUCAAGGGUCCGGCUCUAUGAUCUUGUUGCAGUUUUUCCAAAGACAGAAAAACUUUUUCAUGUUGCUUGCACACAUUUAGAUGUGGAUUUGGUCUGCAUAACUGUAACAGAGAAGCUACCCUUUUAUUUCAAAAGACCCCCUAUUAAUGUGGCAAUUGACCGAGGCCUGGGCUUUGAACUUGUCUAUAGUCCUGCUAUCAAAGACUCUACAAUGAGAAGGUACACAAUUUCCAAUGCCCUCAAUUUGACACAGAUCUGCAAAGGAAAGCCUUUAGAAAUAAGAGGACCAUAUGAUGUAGCGAACCUAGGACUACUGUUUGGGCUCUCAGAAAGUGAUGCCAAGGCUGCAGUAUCCACCAACUGCCGAGCUACACUUCUUCAUGGAGAAACUAGAAAAACUGCUUUUGGAAUUAUUUCGACAGUGAAGAAGGCUCGGCCAUCAGAAGGGGAUGAUGAUUCUCUUCCAGCCUGCAAGAAAGCCAAAUGCGAUGGCUGAGGAUGGGCUGGUCUCCGUGAGCACGCCCUUCUUCCCAUCUGUAGUUCACCAGCCACAGCACAAAUAAAACCUUGGCAUGAUUUACUGCUUUCAUUUGGAGCUGGAAAUCAAUAGUCUAUAAAAACAGUUUUACAUUCAAGCCAUGAAAACAACAAACAAAACCUAGUGAAGCAUUAAAAAAACAGACUGCCAGCUUAAUGAAUUUAGAUGUACUUUAAGAGAAAAGCAGAGACUAUUUAUUUCUCCCUUGUGUAAGUGGUAAAUUACAGCUGGAUAAGAUGUUUCAAUAUAGGUUAUUUAAGAAAUUCUUUUAAAAGGUUUCUUGUUCAUUUAAAAGCUCAUGCUUUUCUACCUUUCUUGAUGUAUAUAGCUUAUCUCCUUUUAAUUUUACUACUCAAGAAGUAGUUAUUUUGAAGACUGUUAAAACUUAUUUUGAGGGAUGACUUUUAAUUGAUCUCCUCUUGUUUUAAGCUUCUCUUUCAUGUAUUUAUCAUGUAAGCGUUCUUUCUAAAAGGAAUUGCUGUAGAAUUUGUGAAACGAGAGGGGAUGUUUGCUUAAAAUUAUACUUGGUCUCUUCCUUUAUCACUUCUUACCUCUGUGAGGUCUUUGAAACAGAAUUCUUUCCUUUUAGUUGGAAACUCCUAAAAAACCUAAUAUUGAUUUUCCUAGUAGCUGUAUUAAAAUAGCAAAGCAGUGGACUCAACCAACUUUGGAAAUAAUUUUAAUAUCAGGAUCAUCGUGUUAAGGAGAAGUAGCCAUUUCUGCAAAUAUCUGCACUUAUGCUAUGUUGAUGUAAGGGUCCCAAGACUCAACGGAGUAGAGCAAGUAUAAAUGAAUAAAACAUUUUUUUAAAACAAAAAA